Musca domestica (house fly) is the source of this 9090-nucleotide messenger RNA. RefSeq lists its product as uncharacterized. NCBI's taxonomy places the organism in Eukaryota, Metazoa, Arthropoda, Insecta, Diptera, Muscidae. The record is from RefSeq and is a predicted model, not a curated record. The transcript has 9 exons. The coding region runs from base 1 to 8946 and encodes 2981 amino acids.
AUGUCUGGAAUAGCUAAUGAUGCUGAUGCUGCUCCGACUGUCGCUGAUGACGGUGGUGAUGAUGACAAUUCGUUGAAGACGAAAAACUCGGCCAGCAAUUUUAUGCCGGGCCAUUUAGGCGGUGGUGUUACAACAAUUUUUUGCGAUUUAAACGAAACACUGGAGGAACAAAAUCUUUUGGAAAGUAAGGAGAUACCAGAACCACAAACGAUGGGUGAAAUUCGAAGUGAGUGCAAAAAUGAUAAUAAAAAUCAGCAGCAACAACAACACGACCAACAAAUGGUCAACGCAAACUUAAUGGUGGGCAGCGUGGAAUGGGUAAAGGUGGAAAAGCCAGAGACGGAGAAGGUGAAUGAAACAAAAACACCAGUUACGUGUGUAAAUGUACACUUAAAUAGUCAUAGACAAACGACAGACGUUGUGGAAGUGGUAGUGGAAAGUGACAGCAAAAACGACGUUGACCGAGGUAGUGUGGGCAGCGCAGCUGGCGUUGCCAGAGAGGCUGGCAGUGGAGAGCUUUGGUCAAUGACAGCAACAGCAGCGGCAGUGGCAUGCGCAGAGCUGCCAUUGCCAGUGAAAGAGACAUGUCAAAACAUAACAGCGAUUAGUAGUAGACGACAAGUGACAAAGUCAGAACCACCAGUGGAUGAAGUAGAAAAUACAACAAUAUUGCCAACUAGUUGUUGUUGUUCGUGUUCUAUACCAUCACACCACACAGAGAGGAAUUUGGCAUUAUCCUCUCAUCAUCAUCACUCAUUGAAUGCCAAUGGAGAGAACUCACCACAACAACGAUUCUCUAUUUGUCACAACAGCAAAUCCUUGCCAAGAGCGGAGGAGAGUAAAGAAAAUCUACAACAACAGCAACAUUGCCACCAACCAUCCGCCAGUGGUGCGUAUACGUUAAGGGAAUUUGCAAAAUGUCUGAAACCAUCAGCAGACGAGGAUGAAAAAAUCAUCGUCGUCGUCGUCGCCGAUACAUACACAUCGCCAGCUAAAACAUUCAAAUCAAAAAGUGAAAAUUUGCAAAAUUCAAUCGAAGAAAAUCGAAAUGAAAAAGAAAUUGAAUUUGUCAAAGAAAACGAAUUAACGGAAAUUGUUGUGAAAAAUCAAGUGAUUCCAGUGCAGGGUAGAAGUGAAACAAUUCAAUUCUUCCAAGAAAAUAAAAGUGCUUCGUCUGUUUUAUGUAAUGAUAUACUAAAAAUUUCUCGGGAUAUAGUCGAUGGGAAAAGUGAAGAAAAUCCUCUGGAAAUAGAAGAGAAAAAAUUUGAGAAAAAAGAAAAUUUUGAAAAUUGUGAAUAUUUUUUGGCGUUGAGACGUGGAGAACACCAGACGACCUGUGUCGAAAAAGCAGACCAGACAAUUGUAGACAACAAAGAACUGCUGACGACAGAGACGGCCAUCAGUAGUGCAGGGCUAAAGAAAAAGGAUACACAAUUCAGUGGCCCUGGAAUUCGUGGGAAUUUGGAGAACUGUCAAAUUCGUGCGGAAAAUUCGGAAAAUCGAAGAAUUUUGGAAAAUUGUGAAAUUUCCUACGCGGACGAGAGUAGGGAAAAAAUCUAUACCAACAAAAAUUGUUCAUUAUCAUCAUCAUCAUUGUCCUCAUCAUCGGCAGGAACACCACCAGCAGAAGGACCACCAACAAAGUUAGGACUUUGUGUUGAAAAUAAUGUAUGGUGGACGACAAAAAACGAAGGCCAGCAGCAGGUGACGACGAAACGACAAGGUAACAACGAUUUCGACGACGACGAAGCCAACGUCAACGGCAUCGAAAACGACGACGACCAGCAAAGGCAAUGUGACAAGACAAAGGAAUAUUUAAAUACAACAACAAAUCGAGAAUACACAAUAUUUAAGAGCAGUGAGAAUAACAACAACAACAAGAAGACCAACAACAAAUCAGCAAAUCUUAAUGAAAAUCUAAAUAAUGAUGAAGUAUGUGGUCAAAGGACUAAAACAUAUGGCAUUACAUUAACAAAAUCCCAAGAACCCAAACAACAACAAGACGAGGGUCACAUAAAACUCUUGGAGGGUGGUGGUCCCCCCAACGAUAACACCCAUCAUAGCCAAAAGCAUUAUCUCGUUGAGCAUGAUGAUGAUAGAUUGCCCAAAAAUUUAUUUAUAGAACAAAAUAGACCUCACCAACGGCGUGGGAAAUUCCCCGAAGAACAGAAAGAUAAAGAAGUUAAAGAGAAAUAUGAAUAUGUUCAUCAAAUAAAUGUACACAAUUUUGGAAAUCAAGAAAUUCUUGGAAAUCAAACAACAGAAAAUGCAACUGGGGUCCAGGAAAGUAAUACAACUAAAAAUCCUCCCGAAAAUAAAUCAAUAUAUCAAAGAAAUCAUAAUCCCCGUGACUUGUUAAACAAAAAUUCUGAAAAUUGUAAUUUAGGAAUUGUUCAUAAAAUCAAUGAAAAAGUUCAUAAAAUAUUACCUAAAUACAGUGAACAAAAUUUUAAAGAAAAUAACCCAGAAAUAAGUCCAGAAAAUGAAAAGAAAAAUAUUUGUAGAGAAAUAACAACUUGUGCAAUUGUUCAUAGAAAUAAUGAAAAAAUUCCUAAAAAUUAUGAACUUCCGAGAGAAGAGAGUUUGAGUGAGAAUCUGGGAAAAGAGAGUGGAAAAUCGCGAGAUUUUAAUAAAAAUUUUGAAAUUGAAAAUAUUAAAAAUUGUGAACAAAUUCCUACUGAGUGUGAACAAAUUCAUAAAAAGUGUGAACAAAUUCCUACUGAGUGUGAACAAAUCCAUGAAAAUUGUGAAAAUUUCUCCAAACCUCGAGAAAAUUGUUCUGAAAAUACUGCCUUGGAAAAUUUCGAAAAAUAUCUGGAAAAUCUAAGGCAAAAAAGUUAUUUAAAAGAAAAUGAUAGUAAAACAAAAACAAAUCAUAGCAAAAACACAAUAAAACCGUGUGAAACAGAAUCAACAAUACAGAAUACAGAAAAUAAUAACAGUAAUAAAAGUUGGCAAGAAAAUAAGCCCCAAGAAAACGAAGAGAAAGAAAACCAAAAAACAUCUGUGAAAAAUCUCAGCGAACAGAACGUAAAGGCAAAGCAAGGAAAUCAGCAGUUGAGUCAAACUUGGCUUACAAAUGAAAAUUUUUCGGAAAAUCCACAAAAAUCUAAAUGGGCGAUUAAAGAGGAGGGAUUAGCCAGACAAAAUCCUGAGGAACCCUUGAAUAGCGAGGAAUUUGAGGCUAGUCAACGUUUAAAACGUCUUUUGAAUACCAUACCGCCGUUGAAAUACCAGACGACAUUGGAACCAAAAAAACAAGUUAAUAAUCAAACUGCAACAACAACAACACCUAAACUAGAACAAGAAGAAGAGUUGAAAUCCUUGAAUUUGCUUAACAAACAGCAAAAGCCAUAUAAAGAGCCUCACAGCAGCAACAACAACCACAACGAUACGACGACCAUUGUUUUGGGGGAAGAAGGCCUUCGAUAUCUCCAUGUUAAGGACAAUUCAUUUGUUAGUCAAAGUAACCACCCCCUGGUUGUAUUAAAUUCAAAAGCCACAACAGAAACGCCAGCAACAACAACAACACCAACAUCGAAGGCUAACAAACUUCAGGCAGACUGUGAAACAACUUUAGAAAGGUCGUCCUUAACAAAGAAAGUAGAGUAUGGGAUACCAACACAUAAAGGAAAUAUCCAUCAAACCAACAACAACACCUCCCACCCCACCACCACCCACAAUGCCAGUAUCAGGCCUACAAGUAGCAGUUAUGAUGUAAAACAAAAUACACAAAAAAUAGACGAUAAAGAAGAAGUGGAUGAAACGCAUCCAAAGCAGAACCCACAACAAACAAGAAUAGCCCAAGAAAACGGAAUUCCAAAAACACAAGUGAGCGUUCACAGGGAGCAGCUCCAAACGUCGGAUGUAUUGGCCAGGCAAACGACAAACUCACCACAGGCAUAUGUCACAGCCAAGGUAGUGCGUUUGCGCCAACAACAACAGCCUGAGACGACAGUCAGCCAUUUGACAUUAGACCAGCAAAAGCAACAAACACAACAACGCUCCCACACAAAGCCAACAACGUCGUUAGCAGUAGCAGCAGCGGCGGCGGCCCCAACGUCAGCAGAGCCCAACAGAGACCCCCAAGAGCCAGUGAACAAAAAUCACCAACACUUUAGUCAUACACAGUGCCAGGAGCAGCGACAGCUCCAACAUCAAAAACAGCCAGACAAUGGAAAUCAAGCAAAUGUAUCGCCGCCUUGGUUUCCCUUAACCAAAGUUGAUUUGAACACCCGCACCCGGGAGAGCUGCGAAGUCUCCACAGAAUCACCCACUAAACGGCGUUGCAACCUAAAUUUGCAACACAUUGUCAAUACCAAAGAGUUGCUUAAACGCCAGCAACAACAACAACAAAAACAACACCCAGAGACUGCCUUUGCAUCAAGGGAUACCCACCAAGAGGAGCCCACAUCUGCUGCGGCAUAUAAAAGUGCAUUUGUGCCAACCAAACCGGAAAUAGAGCCGCGUUUAAUACCACGAAACGGAAAUACAGCAGAGACUUGUCUAAAUCAUAAUAAUCUCCAUACGGCGGCAAGUCAAGCGGAUCUUGCAGUGGGUCCAGCUGAGUUUGAUACACAACGGUUCAGUGAGUUUUUACAAAAACAAUAUCAGGGGGAGGAAAGGGAGAACCGAAAUAACAAUAACAACACCACUACCACUACUACACCACCAUUUACGGCUGUUGCUGGUAACAAUCUCGGCCAAGAACACGUGUUAACGGAGUUUUUCAGGCCCCUUAUCUAUCAGUGUUAUGAUGAGCUGCUACUAGAACAGGAAACCGGGAAUUUUAAUUCAAAUUUUAUACAACAACCAAUUGUUGCUGAGCAAUUUACCCCACCGGUCACCAGGGAAGAUGAUGCGGACUCAAUAAGUUCCACAACUUCAUCUCCAUGUGGCUGUUUAAAUUGUCAGCUUGAAGAAGAAGCAGCAACAAAUCAAUCCGCAACUUUAACGUCAACAUCAUCCUCACCUCCACCACCACCUUUACCGGCACGCACAGCCGCCCUGGUUGUCGUUGCAAGACGUUCCCUAGCAAAACCUAACUCUAGCAACAACAACACAAAUUCAAACAAAAUGCGUGAAGUUAACGGUCAACUGCGUGGUUUACUCAAAAAACCGAAUCGUCCACCGCCCGCGCGUAAAAAUCGUGUCGUGUUCGAUGAGACGCGUAAUGAAUUUUUCGAAGCCGAUUACAUUAUUCUAAUACGUGAGGACUGCGCCUACGACGAGGAGGACGAGGAGCCAUGCACGUGCGGCGAACAUGAACUGGUGCGUCUCUGCUGUGAGGAGGGCUGUCAGUGUAACUAUUCGACGACGGCACCGGCCGCCGCCACAGAUGACAGCAAUCGUACACCACAGAGUCCUAAAUUCGCACCACCCAUUGAGUUUGUCGAUGAGGCAGCACUUAGUCCACCCGAUGGCUACAAGGAUAAUGGCCUGAAAAACACACUUGGCGGUGCUCUGAGCGGACACAUCUUUGGUGCCCAGCACCUGCAGCAGUUGCAAGUCAUUCAGCGUUUGCAACAGCAACGAGCUGCCAUGCUGGCUGCUCGCAACAAUUCACAAAUUCCGCCACCACCUCCACCCGUUAAUCAACAGCAGCAGCAACAACAACAACAACAGCACCCGUCGUCACCAGCAUCCGGUGCGUCGUCGGCAGCAGGAACAGCAUCAUCGGCCACAUCAAACACCUCGGUACCAACAUCGGGAUCAGCAGCCAAUAACGGCGGCAAUGUUGCGACCACCAUUCAACUGCAACAUUCGCCCGACGAUGAUCCACAGGGGGUGUGCACGGAAUGUGCGGAGUGCGCUGAAUGUGCGGCAAAGCAAUUACAGCAGGAUACAGAGUGCCAUUCGCCCCAAUGCCAGGAGGAUUUGACAGCAGCACCUUUGGGCGUACCCGCUGUGGCCAUACUGCCAUUGCACACCAGUUCGCCCGAACGGCGUAUAACACAAAAGGAAAUUAUUGCCGGUGAGGAGCGACCCCGCUAUGUACUGCAGGCCCAGUAUAAAUCAUCACCAGUGACCGAACGGCGUAUUGUACGCGAAGCUAGCGAAGAUCUGGCAAUACCGACGUCAGCAGCCGGUUUAGAUGAUGAUGACGAUGAGGAUCUUGUGCCACCAGCAUUGCCAGCCAAGCCGGCAACAAUGCAAAGUGGUGGUGGCCUCAGCAACGAUAACAGUGCGGACAAUAGUGAAAAACCUCCACCAAUACCACCCAAGGAAUCAUCGCCGACCACACAGAUAAGCGGCAUCCUCAAGGGUGGCAAACUAUGGAAACAGGAUUCAAUAUCACAGUCCGAUGACCAAAAUAACACAACAUCCGAAGAUGAAGCCGGUUCAAUGUCAAAUCACAGUACAAAACGUUCGGUACGUUUCGUAACGGAGGAUUUGAAUAAUAGCUGUGACGAAAUCGACGGAGCCUCAUCAUCGGUCGACGAUGUCAAUGAUAACCAGAUCAAUGAGCUAAUACCGAUCAAGAAACACUCGACUUUGUUCAAAAAUGCCCUGCGGCCCAAUUCGGCAGUGCAACAAUUGUUCCCCUCUAGUGUGGUUCAUCAAACUCUUACCUCAGAAGCUUUAAGGGCAUUCGAUGAAUCGAAGAGGGCCGGUUCUUUGGUCUCCACACUGCCCGGGGCAGCUGGGGCAGGGGAUUCGGAUACACUGCGUCGUAGCAUGGAAAGGAAUAUACUGAGACGUUCGUUGAUCAAGAAAAAAGCUGUUAAAUCGGAUAUAUCUCUGGAGGAUCGUAUUCGCCAGCUAACCUGUGGCAUUGAUGAGGACAACGAUGAAUCCAAUAUGGAUAAUGGUGAUGAUGAUCUAAGCAAAAGUGAAGAUGGUACCGAUUUUUCACAUCGCGACAGUCCUGCCGGCGAGGAGAAUCCUCAGAAAUUCACCGGCAAUGGUGGGGCCAAUAACAGUGACAAGAGUUUCUCACCCAACUCCUCGGUAUCAAGUUCGUCAAGUGGUUCAUCGGCCUAUAAGAAAAUCACAGAGAUUUUCAAUCGUGACAAGAAGUCGCAGGAGAAGAUUAUGGAAAUGGAAGAGAAUCCUAUUGUUAUAAUACCUCAGGAAUGUCGCUGUCCGGCAGCCCCAGAUUUGGGUAUGGGCGUCCAAGUGCCUGUAGUACACACACAAAUCCAUCGUACACCUCCCCGACAAACAGAACCAAAACGUCAAUUCCUCUCCACGCUGGCCCCCCUGACAGCCUGUGUGGCUGGCAACAAAGAUGACUUGUCGUCAUAUUACACCCUGGCAGCGGCCCAUCACAAUCAGGCCGCCCAACAUAUACAUGCCUCCGAGUAUAGCCUAUCGGCUUUGGUGGCCGGCGAUCCCAAUGUUACGGGGAUGGGCCAGGGGGUGGGAGGUGAUGAGGUACGCAAAGUUGCUCCUGAUGUCAUUGCUGGCACACCGGGUCAAGAGCAGCAGGAUGAAUUGGCUGCCUUUGCCCAACAGGAUGCAAAUCGAACGGAGAAGAUCAAGAAACGUUAUGGCAACGAGACCAGCACAGGCGAUGACAACAGCAAGGAUGGCAAGAAGAAAGACAAAGAUAAGGAUAAAGACAAGGAUAAGGACAAAGACAAUUCGGAUGAUGAUGAGGGCAAUGACUACGGCUUCAAUAAACGACCCUCGGUGCGUGGCAUCAAACCCAAAUUCAGUUCGACCAAUGAAAUUCUACAACAAAUGCAAGAACAACUUACCCAACAAAUGCCCAGUGUGACCCAGAGUCAAGCGCUGCCGCAACCCAUGAAAAGCUAUACCUUGCCAAAACAAUCCAGUAGCAGUGCCAUGAGUAAACAAAUCUCCCAACAGCCAUCACCCCAGAAUGUACCCCAUCCCACCAUGGUGGCAUCGUCCCAGACUCAGCUGUCCCAGCCACAGCAGCUGUGCAGUGCCGUGGUUGGUGGCGGUGUCGCCCCUGGUCCCAAUGCCAUACAAUUACCCGCAAAUGCCACAAUAGCCCAACAGCAAACCGAACAGCGAACCUGGAGUUUCUACAGUGCCGAAACGGCAGCUGGUGCUGGCGGCGCCGAGCAACGUCUUCCAAUCGAAACAGCCGCAGCGGCUGCCAUGCAACAGACCUACUACCAAACAUUGCCAGCCGGUGCCAUGUUCCGUCACACAAUGAUCCAUCAGCAACAGGGGCCCGCCGACGAGGCAAUGCUUUAUGCCCAAAAUUGCCAGGCGAUGGCCACGACAAUUGAACCGCAACCCCAGCCCCACUAUGGACACUAUGCCCGCAGUCCAACACGUCGUCCCGAAUCGCCACCACCCUUGCGCAACUAUCAUCAGACCAUGGUUCUGAUUCCAUACAACGCCGAGACGUAUUCACAGUUUGCCGCCACGAAUAUCGAUCCUAAAAUGGCCCAUAUGCAACGUCAGAAUAUUUUGGAAUACCAACAGGUAGGCGAGAUGACACAAGUCACACAACAAACCAUACGUGUGCCAAUUGGCUAUGCCCUACCCGGUAUGCAGUUACAUGUUGUGGCCGGUCGUGGCCAACAUACUACCGCCCAAUAUGCCACAGCCCCGGUGCAGGGACAACAUCGACAUCAUCAUCAGAUUUUGACCCAGCAACGUUAUCAAUUCGCUCAAGAUGCCAACAGUAUGGCGGGAGGAUUCAGUGAACGUGGUGUGCCCGAGGGUGCAGCUGCCGUUUCGCACAGUGAUUGUUCGAGCAGUGGCAUGGUUUCGCCAACAACGGCUCAACAAAUGUCGUCGAUGGCCCAGCAGCAGCAGCAACAGGGUCAGCAGCAACAAAAUUCCCAAAUGCAGCAGCAACAACAAAUGAGUUGUCAACAGCAGCAGCAGAUGCAGCAACAGCAUCAGAUGGUGCAGCAGCAACAACAGGCCCAACAACAAAGUCAGGUGCAAAAUAAUGUUCAGACCGCCGCCGCAGCCGCCACAGCUCAGGGUUCCGUGUAUUAUGCAAUGAAUGUAUGACCCGCAGUCGAUUAGUCCAUAUCAACGGCGGUAAUUGUCGAACGCCGCCAAUGUCAACGUGUCGAAAUGUCUGCAACAUCGGUGCAGCUGAGCACCCGGUAGAGUGAGAUUUGCGGAAGUGGAGUCGUUAUGGCGGUAAGAUAA